Penicillium angulare is the source of this 1173-nucleotide messenger RNA. RefSeq lists its product as uncharacterized. Lineage: Eukaryota; Fungi; Ascomycota; Eurotiomycetes; Eurotiales; Aspergillaceae. The transcript has 4 exons. The record is from RefSeq and is a predicted model, not a curated record. Gene Ontology annotation, molecular function: arylformamidase activity. The coding region runs from base 1 to 1173 and encodes 390 amino acids.
AUGGAUUACGAUCAACCUCAUCUAAAAACGAGCGAAUAUUUUGAAUUCACUCCCGGGGCGCCUCAUUAUUCGGUUACAGAGUUGUCAUUAACAAAUCUUUCCUCGUCGCCUCUCUCAACCUCAGGAUCGUCUAUCAGCACCCGGCCUCAGUUUCAUGAAUUGCCAUUGCAGCCUCAUCAUCCAAAAGGCUCUGCAUGGGGUCUGUGGGGCGCCCACGACGAGCGUGGGACACUGAAUCUUUUAUCGGAAGAUGUGGUUCGUGCCGCUGGUAUGGAGGUUUUGGAUGGAAAAGUGGUUAGUUUAAACCUACCAAUAGAUGUUCCUCUGAAGCCAAUGAACCCUCGAAGGAAGAAAUGUUCCCAUACAAUAAUCGCGAAGGGCCACGCGAACGACGAUGAGAUUGACUUCAAUACCCAAAGCUCCAGCCACUGGGAUGGACUGCGCCAUUUUCCUUAUUCGGAUUCCAAAAUCUUUUAUAACGGAGUUACCCAAGACGAUAUUUCCGGUCCUGAUGCAAAUACGAAAAUUGGAAUACAAAGUCAGUCCACAUUGAGAAUUAUACCACCAAUACUUACUGAUACAAUUUCUGCAGACCUUGCUACAAAACCCAUAGUAUCACGCGGCGUUCUUCUAGAUUGGUAUUCAUAUGCCCAGCGCGAAGGCCUGCAAACCAGCCCUUUUACCAACCAAGCCAUUCCACUUUCUCAUCUUGAGAAUAUUGCAACAGAGCAAGGUAUCACUUUCAACCAAGGAGAUGUUCUGCUUAUUCGAACGGGGUGGACAGCCGCAUACCACCAACUAUCCGAAGGAGAAAAAGAGAAUCUAGGCGGACGGGAUGACCGAGCCUCCUGUGGAGUUGAAGCGACCGAGGAAAGCAUUCGUUGGCACUGGGAACAGGGCUUUGCCGCUGUCGCCAGUGAUACUGUGGCUUAUGAGGCUUGGCCUUCACCCAAAACAUGGGGUGUUAGCAUGCACGAGGCAAGUUUUCAACUGAAAAAGAUUUUUGCAGUUUUCUUGAGUGGAUGGGGAAUGCCGAUCGGGGAAUGUUGGGACUUGGAAGAGCUGAGCCGUACAUGCCAGGCCCUUGGUCGAUGGACUUUCAUGCUGACGAGCCAGCCGCUGAAUGUGCCUGGAGGAGUGGCUAGUCCAGCAAAUGCUACAGCUAUAUUUUAG